CAGCUCAACUAUUCAUUUUUCAGUUGGAAGAAGAAGACGUAAUAUCCGAUUCUUUUGUUGAUGAGAAACCCAGUCAAGAUGAAUGUAUUGUCAAUGUUUGGAUUGUUCCUGAUCUUCAGUCAAGGACACUCAAUCCAUCUCUCAUUUCCAAGUUUUCACGACUCUCUUCAGUGGCCUAGAUGGGAUCCAUUCGAUGAAAUCCUAGCAGAACCGUUUCUCCCAGGCUGUCGAUCUCAAACUACUCAGUGUGGACAUCGAGACAUAGUGGCCGUUCCUGCUUUGACAAAAAUUUCACAAGACGAAAGGAAAGUCAUUGUCAAGCUUCAAGUGCCUAGUUUCAAAAGAGAUAACAUACGAAUCAAGUCUUACAUCAAUGAACUAAGAGUCAGUGGAGAGAGAACUUGCUCCGGUGACGAGAGAUGCAACAAGAAAGUCUUCGACCAGAACGUUGUUCUACCUCACAAUGUAGACUUCAGCACAGCAAAGUCAUACAUGUCUGGAGACGGUUGGUUGAUUGUUAAGCUGUCAAAGACUAAGCCCGUUGAAAGGACGGUUCAUAUUGAAGAAAAUGAUGAAAAGGAAGAGGAUUCCAGUACACCGACACCAUGUGAAGGAUGUCAUGAUGGAUUAGAUGAUGACGAGGUUACAGUAGAAGUGGACGAGUCGUCACAACAGUUCUGUUCACAGACAUCACGAUCAAACGACUUGUAUGAUAUUGGAGUAUAGGAUAUGUAACAAUUAUUUGACUGAGAGUAGAUUAUAUUUUCAUUACAAUAAUGUAUUUACACUUAUACACUA
This is a messenger RNA of Corticium candelabrum, 798 nucleotides long. RefSeq lists its product as uncharacterized. The transcript has a single exon. Gene Ontology annotation, biological process: response to heat; protein refolding. Bases 61 to 726 code for a protein of 221 amino acids. The record is from RefSeq and is a predicted model, not a curated record. Gene Ontology annotation, cellular component: nucleus; cytoplasm. Lineage: Eukaryota; Metazoa; Porifera; Homoscleromorpha; Homosclerophorida; Plakinidae.